This is a messenger RNA of Fonsecaea erecta, 1293 nucleotides long. RefSeq lists its product as hypothetical. The transcript has 2 exons. Lineage: Eukaryota; Fungi; Ascomycota; Eurotiomycetes; Chaetothyriales; Herpotrichiellaceae. Gene Ontology annotation, molecular function: protein-arginine omega-N symmetric methyltransferase activity. The coding region runs from base 1 to 1293 and encodes 430 amino acids. Gene Ontology annotation, cellular component: mitochondrion. The record is from RefSeq and is a predicted model, not a curated record.
AUGUCAAGACAGCUCAAGGAAUACCCUCAAGUCACGGCGCAUGACCUGCGGCAUAGGACUCAACGGCCGCGUCGAGUUAAAAUGCUGACUAGAGAAUUCAUUGACGACAGCCUGUAUAACCCCAACUACGGCUACUUUACCAAGCAUGCGACGAUCUUCAAUGCCGGAAAGCCCUUCGAUUUUGCCUCGAUCAAGGACGGCGCGGAGUUCAAUCGUCUGGUGGACCUGAGCUAUAUUGAAUUUGAAAAUGCCCUGGACGAGAUCGAGCCGGACGAGACGCGACAACUGUGGCACACUCCCACCGAACUCUUCCGGCCAUACUAUGGCGAAGCGAUUGCGCGGUAUCUGGUCACCAACUACAAGAUGACCCUGUUCCCAUACCACGAUUUGAUCAUCUACGAGAUGGGCGCAGGGAACGGGACCCUGAUGCGGAACAUACUCGACUAUAUCUACGAAUACGAGCCGGAAGUCUACAGCCGAACGCAGUUCAAGAUCAUCGAGAUAUCCUCCGCGUUGGCCGAGUUGCAGCUGACCAGCCUGCGACGGUCACCUUACGCCGCCGAACACUUGGACCACGUCCAGAUCGUCCAUCGGUCAAUCUUCGACUGGAAGGAGUACAUCCACUCGCCGUGCUUCUUCCUGGCGCUCGAGGUCAUCGACAACUUUGCGCACGACUGCCUGCGUUACGACCCCGAGACGGAGCAGCCGCUUCAGGGCAGCGUCCUCAUCGACGAGGACGGGGAGUUCUUCGAGUUCUACGACCGCAAUCUCGACCCGCUGGCGCUGCGGUACCUUCGCGUGAGGGAAAUCGCCGCCCGCUCGCCCUUCGUCACGCCCGUCACCCAGUAUCCCCGACUCCUGCGCCAACUCCGGCACGCCCUCCCCUUGUCGCCCAACCUGAGCAAGCCGGAGUACAUCCCGACGCGCCUGCUCGAGUUCUUCGACAUCCUCAACCAGUACUUCCCGGCUCACCGCCUCGUGCUGUCCGACUUCAACUACCUCCCCGACGCCGUGCCGGGCCUCAACGCCCCCGUCGUCCAGACGCGCUACCAGCGGCGGAACGUGCAGGUGUCCACGCCCUUUGUGCACCAGGGCUAUUUCGACAUCUUCUUCCCGACCGACUUCACCAUGAUGGAGGACAUCUAUCGCGCGAUCACGGGCAAAUUGACGAGGGUGUCAAGUCAUAGGCAGUUUCUGGAGAGCUGGGCGCUGGUGGAGCAGACGGAGGUCCGGAAUGGGGAGAAUCCCAUGUUGGCGUGGUACUCCAAUGCGAGCGUGAUGACUACUGUAUAG